AUGUCUUCUCAAACUUCUCUUAACUUAAGCACCAUUCAACAAACUCUCAGCCCUUUAUCUCUUGGAACCCUAUACAAGUCUCUGGCUAUUUCAAGUCUAGUCUUGUUUUUGUUCUACACUUUCUUGUUUAACCCUCUCAAUUACCAACCUUCCGAUCUCUUAUCAACCAUAAAGCAUAAAUGUCCAUCCUCAACUCCCAUUAUCACCAAUUCUCCUACCAACAUCAGCCACAUUGUGUUUGGCAUAGUUGGAUCCAUGAACACAUGGAAGUACAAGAAAACAUACAUUGAAGCUUGGUGGCGACCAAACAUCACCCGAGGAUAUCUUUUCCUAGAUAGAGCACCCACGCCGGAGUUCCAACCUUGGCCUUCAACUUCUCCUCCUUUUCGUGUCAAUGAAAACCUCAAUAAACUGAAAGUAUACCCGAAAAUCGUGAGGCCAGUUCAAGUUCGAAUAGUACGCACAAUAAUGGAGACAUUUAGACAGGGAGAUGAAGAUGUGAGAUGGUAUGUAAUGGCGGAUGAUGAUACUGUCUUGUUUGUGGAUAACUUAGUUGAGGUUCUAGCCCAAUACAACCAUUCUAAAUACUACUAUAUUGGGUCAAAUUCAGAAUGUGCCAAGUCUAACUUUGAUUUCUCGUUUGAUAUGGCAUUUGGUGGUGCCGGGUAUGCUUUGAGUUACCCUUUAGUGCAAGCAUUGGCAACCAAGUUAGACGAUUGUGUUGAGCGAUAUCCUCACAUGUCUGUCAGUGAUUUUAUGUUACACUCUUGUUUGGCUGAUUUAGGAGUUUCUUUAACUCAAGAGAAAGGGUUUCAUCAGAUUGAUCUACACAAUGACAUAUCGGGUCUUCUAUCAGCUCACCCACAAUCUCCUCUCCUUUCCCUCCACCAUAUUGACACCAUAAAUCCAAUCUUCCCCACCAUGAACCGUUCAGAAUCAAUAAACCACCUCAUGAAGGCUGCAAAAGUGGACCAAUCACGUCUUCUUCAACAAACCAUUUGCUACCACAGGCCAGGCAAUUGGUCUUUCUCAAUUUCAUGGGGUUACUCGGCUUAUAUAUACGAAAACAUACUCCCUCAGAGCAUUUUGUGGAGACCACUUGAGACAUUUAGGCCAUGGAUGAGAAAUGUUAGGCCACCAUUGUACAUGUUCAACACCCGGUGGCCCUCCAACAAUCCUUGUGAAGCUCCUCAUGUUUUUUUUCGUGAUUCUAUUGAAUAUUAUACUCAACAGAACCAAAUUGUUACAACCUAUAUAAGAACAUCGAUGCGUGGUUUGUCGGCUUGUUCAUUCACUGGUAAUCAUUCUGCAGAUGCCAUCACCAAAAUUCAGGUGUUUUCUCCAGCAACAACACCCAUGGAAGCCGGAGGAAGAGAUUGUUGUGAAAUUCUAUACACGGCUACUAAAAAUGUUACAAAAGUGAAAUAUAGGCCUUGCGAGAAGGAUGAAGUAAUUGCCUAA
Juglans regia (Persian walnut) is the source of this 1461-nucleotide messenger RNA. RefSeq lists its product as uncharacterized. Lineage: Eukaryota; Viridiplantae; Streptophyta; Magnoliopsida; Fagales; Juglandaceae. Gene Ontology annotation, molecular function: acetylglucosaminyltransferase activity. The coding region runs from base 1 to 1461 and encodes 486 amino acids. The record is from RefSeq and is a predicted model, not a curated record. The transcript is spliced from 3 exons.